Aspergillus fijiensis CBS 313.89 is the source of this 1608-nucleotide messenger RNA. RefSeq names its product tryptophan synthase beta subunit-like PLP-dependent enzyme. Bases 343 to 1608 code for a protein of 421 amino acids. NCBI's taxonomy places the organism in Eukaryota, Fungi, Ascomycota, Eurotiomycetes, Eurotiales, Aspergillaceae. The record is from RefSeq and is a predicted model, not a curated record. The transcript has a single exon.
AUUUCAUCAUAUACACUUAAGAGUGAUAUGCAAACGCGCGCCGUUUCAAUGCCGGGUCGAUCCACGCGGCGAGUCUGCCUCAUUGGCCGAACGAGGGGCGAUACUGGAUAUGACCCAGAGUAAACGAACGGCAAAAAGGGUUUCGUGCCGACUAAUCGUCGUUUCGCUUGCUCAGUCUGUUGGCUAUUAUUAUAGAGGAAAGACUCCCUUGGACCUUUGUCCAGAAGGAAGCUCAGCUGCCUGAAGCCCACCAUCUUUGAUAUCCACAUCCGUCGACCCGUUCUUCCCAAUUCAAACCAAGCACAAUCUCAUAGCCUGCACCGCGAUUGACCGACCCACGCAAUGUCAGACUGGGCUCACGUCUCUAACCCUCAGCGUCUCGAGAAGGCCGCCGAGCUGAACGCCGCCGAGUGCGUUCGAAACCUCUCCCACUGGGCGCAUGCAGUCGACGAGAUCGCGACGUGGCCCGAGUACAGCCCUCAGCCGCUGCACUCCAUGACAAACACGGCGAGAGAACUGAAGCUUGCGAACCUAUUCGUGAAAGACGAAAGCACACGGUUCGGAACCAGUCUCGGCUCAUUCAAAGCUCUCGGGGCGCCGUACGCCGUUUUCCGGAUCCUGGCCGACAAGGUGUUCGCAAAGACUGGCGUGCGACCGACAUCAGCCGAGCUGAGGACAGGCCAAUACAGGACCAUCACAGAGCGGGUCACCGUCUGCGUGGCCACGGAUGGCAAUCAGGGCAGAGGACUCGCCUACGGAGCCAAGAUCUUCGGGUGUCGGUGUGUCGACUACAUCCACAACCACGUCAGCGAGGGCCGCGCCGAGGCCAUGAAAGACCUGGGCGCCGUCGUGAUCCGCAUCGACGGCGAGUACGAGGCCUCCGUGGAGCGCGCCAAGGAGGAUGCGCGCAUGAACGGAUGGCACUUCGUCAGCAGUACCUCGUGGAGCGACUUCGACGGCGGGAUCCCGCAGAAUGUGAUGAAUGCAUACAUGGUGGUGGUCGAGGAAGCCCUUCGCAUGCUCCCCGCCGAGGCAGCGAUUUCGCACGUCUUCGUCUGUGGUGGGGUGGGCAGCAUCGCGGCGGCCGUGUUCCUGGGGUUCAUGCUUCGUCACCAGAGCCUCAAGCAGACGGGCAGCACUCUUGAAUCACCGCCUCGAUUUGUGGUGGUGGAGCCACGGGAGGCGGAUUGCCUCUUCCAAAGCGCCCGUCAAGGCGCUCCCAUCCAGUCAGAGGGGACUCUACGAACGCUGAUGACCGGCCUGGCGUGUCGCGCACCCUCACCAGCCGCCUGGAAGGUUCUGUCGUGGUUGACUAGCGAUUUUGUCUCCGUUCCAGAUACGGUGGCUGUGGAGGGAAUGAAGUUUCUGGCCAGCCCGGCCGCCGGUGACGUGCCGGUGGUCUGCGGUGAGUCGUCUGCCGCCAACAUGGGUGUCUUGUUGCAGGCUGGAUGUGAUAAUGGGCUGCGCGAGAGACUCGGCUUGGAUGAAAACAGCCAGGUGAUGAUCUUCAAUCUAGAGGGAGCUACGGAUUCGAAGAUUUUCGAGGAGCUUGUUGGACAGUCCCCUCAAGCAGUAUUUGCUGCCCAGUCUUCUUUCACGAGACCUUAG